Molecule: messenger RNA, 3310 nt
Organism: Petromyzon marinus (sea lamprey)
Lineage: Eukaryota; Metazoa; Chordata; Hyperoartia; Petromyzontiformes; Petromyzontidae
Gene: EXOC2
Product: exocyst complex component 2
Biological process (GO): Golgi to plasma membrane transport; exocytosis
Cellular component (GO): exocyst
Source: RefSeq, a predicted model, not a curated record
GUGAGCGUGUGAGCGAGUGAGCGUGUAAGUGAGCGUGUGAGUGAGCGAGUGAGCGUGUGAGUGAGCGAGUGAGCGAGUGAGCGAUGUCACGAGUGCGAGCACCGCCCCAGGUGACCGGCAUCUCCCCCAAGGAGGGAGCGCCGUGGACCAAGGUGACGAUCCGCGGAGAGAACCUGGGAACUGGACUCUCAGAUAUCACCGGGCUGACGAUCUGUGGCCACAGCUGCCUGCUCACGGCCGAGUGGCUCUCUGCCGGCAAGCUGACUUGCCGCACGGGGCCGGCGGCUCGUGGGGACGGGCGUGGCGACAUCAUCGUCACCACACGCUCGGGCGGGCGCGGCUCCAGCACCGUCACGUUCCGCGUGCUCACGCCACAGCAGAUCGGUGUUUUGGAGCCGUGUGCCGUGUGGGUGGAGGAGUCGGGCGUCAACCUGAGGCUGAGCCGGAACAAAGCGGCGUCGCCCCUCUCACUGCGGCCCACCAACCCCCUGGGGGUUGACAUUGACCGAGAGAAGACGUUUCCCCAGGAGUGUCUGACUGAGAUGUUCCCUGGCAAGAGUGGAGACUUCACGAGCGAGACUUUCAGUCCCACCUGGUACCUCAUAGAGAACCACUCCACCACCAGCUUUGAGAACCUCCGGGUGGGCGUGCAGAACCUCCGCAAGCAGGCCUCCAAGAAGGACGAGGGAGGCCUCUCCUGCGUCAAGGGAGGCCUCAGCACAUUCUUCGAGGCCCAGGAUGCCCUGUCAGCAAUCCACCAGCGACUGGAAGAGGAAGGCACCAAGACGGUGGAGGGCUGCAUGACGGAGGAGCUGGAGUACAUCCUGCAGAAGGCGAGCGGCUGUGCCGACACGCUGUUCCAGGAGGUGCUGAGCCGCAAGGACAAUGCGGACGCUACGCGCAACGCCCUCAGCGUGCUGCAGCGCUUCAAGUUCCUCUUCAACCUGCCGCUCAGCAUCGACCGCAGCGUGCACAAGGGGGAUUACGACGUCGUCAUCAACGACUACGAGAAGGCCAAGUCACUCUUCGGCAGUACCGAGGUUCGCGUCUUCCAGAAAGUCUAUGCGGACGUGGAGGUGCGAAUCGAAGGCCUUCGGAAACUCCUCCUUGGAAAACUUCUGGAGACACCGGCCACACUGCACGACCAGAAGCGAUACAUCCGAUACUUGGCUGAUCUCCGUUCGCCGGGCGACCCCACUUGGCAGUGCAUUGUGGGACAACAGAAAUGGCUGCUGAGCUUGAUGACUUCCUGUCACGAGACCUGGCUAAAAGAAGAGACAGAGGAAGCGGCCUCAGGAGGGGCCCCACGCUACGGCCCCGACGCUGGCGCCGAUCCGGGCCCGGCCCUCCCGCCGCCGGCGGGGACGGCGGUGCCGCCACCGCCGCCGCCGGCUCCGGCGGGGAUCCCCGCGGGCUGGCUGGGGCACGGCGACUCCCUGCGGCGCACUGGCAGCUUCCGCUCCGGCCAGACGCGCACAGCCGACCACGCACCGAGCCGUGCCCGCGUCCCCGCUCGUAUCACCUUCGUGGAGACGCUGACUGACCUGGUGCUCGCUCAGCUGCCCAGCCUGUGGAAGCUGUGGAUCUCCUACGUCAACGGAAGCCUCUUCAGCGAGACCGGUGACAAGUCCGACCAGGUUGAGAAAGCGAAGAAGAACGCCCGGCUGAGGCAGCACGACUUCAAGAAGAUGCUGGGGGAGGUUCUGGCCCUGCAGGUGAAGCUGCUGAGGGGGGGCGCCGCCCCUCCCCCCGGCAGGGACGUGGGGGGCGCCAAGCCCUGGGACGGGUGGAGGGGGGCCCGGGAACUUCCCGGCCGCUGGCUACCCCAGCUGGUCACCACGCUCAGGAACUGCGUGGAGUCUCUAACGGCGCUGGACCUGCCCAGCGACAUGCUGCAAGGGCUCCACGACUUCAUCCUGGACCUGCGCGUCUACGCCGUCAUCACCGUGCUGCAGCAGACGGCUCACGAGGUGAAAGGUCUGGUGGCCAAGGAGGACUGGACCAUGGACAACAGAGGUGUGACCUCGCUGCCCGGCCUUUUUGAGCAGCACGUGCAGCACAGCCUCAAGCUGCUGGAUGACGUUGUGACCUGCAAAGGCGGAGAGACGAGCGUGUUCGCACUGGAAGCUAACACGACUCGCGUCUCGGGGCUCUUCAUAGAGAUCAUCAAGGUCCUCUUGAGCUGCCUCGAAGAGCUGGCAACUCGCUCACACACGGAGGCUGACAGUGGGCAUUUUGCAGCUGACAUUCUGAGUCUGGAGCUGCACGGCUUGAUGAAAGACAGAGCAACACCAACUCCUGAGCAACGCCUCCUCAUUGUGCUCAGCACUUGCCGAUACCUUUCCCAUCACGGCCUCCACAGCCUGGGCCAGCUCAUGGAGCGACACGACCUUCCUGCGGUCGCCUCUGUGCUGCAGUUUGGCCAGCGAGCGGUGGCGGAGCUCGAUGAGAAGCUCUUUGACGAGCUCCUGGAGCAGAAGGCCGACCCCAUUGUGGGCGCCCUGGAGCCGGGGAUGUACGCCGGCUACUUUGACUGGAACGAGUGCCUCUCGCCCACUGGCGUCAGGAAUUACAUCAAGGAGACGCUGAUGCACAUCACCGCUGUCCACGCCGAGGCGUUUUCCGUCUCUAAGGAGCUGGUGCCCCGCGUGGUGUCUCGCCUGGUGGAGGCCGUGGCCGAGGAGAUUGCGCGGCUGAUGCAGUGCGUCGCCUCCUUCAGCGCACAUGGAGCCCUGCAGGCCCGGCUGGAGGUGAGUGCCCUGAGAGAUGCCGUCGACUCCUUCCAGACCCCUAGCUCCAGGCAGAGCUUCUCGCAGGCCUUGGCUCAACUGCACCAAGUGCCCAGCGGCACUGAGAAAAAGCUGCUGGAGGAUCUGAUGAAUCGCUUCAAGAGCACCAUGAAGCUGCAGCUCACUUGCUUCAAUGCCUAGGCGUCGCCGCCACCAGCCCCCCAGCGCGCUCAGCAGUGCGUGGAGCCUGUCGUGCUGAAGAAAACCAACCACGGCGGAGCCGCAGGGACGGUGGCACGAGGGGCGGUGACCCACGGGGGAGACGGCGAGCCUGUGCCGGAAUGACGACUGUGAUGAUGAUGAUGACGAUGACGACGAGGGUGAUGAUGUCCGUGGUAGUGGUGGCGAUGCCACUCGCAGCUUCACGAACGUGUGGCAUCCCCCCCCCCCCCCCCCGCCAAGGCUAUCCCAGAGUUUGGCGUUCGGAUUUUAGUUUUUUUAAGUGACGCAUUCCUUUGUGUGCGUGCGUGCGUGAACCCGUGUGUGUGUGUGUGUGUGCGUACGUGCGUCUCUGUGUACGU